Messenger RNA from Physella acuta, 1252 nucleotides. RefSeq lists its product as uncharacterized. NCBI's taxonomy places the organism in Eukaryota, Metazoa, Mollusca, Gastropoda, Physidae. The record is from RefSeq and is a predicted model, not a curated record.
UGUGGGCGAAUUGCCGUUAGGCCUACAUCUUACUUUUCACAUAGAAGCAUAGUCCGCCUCUAGACCGUAACAAGCGUUUACACACUUUCUAUUGUUAUCAAGAUCUCUAGGUCUAGUUCUUUGGCUUAGCAGUAUUUAAAAAAAAAAAAACCAACAAAAGACUUCUUUACAAGCAACUCCUAUAAUGGCACCUAAAUUUGGAGGAGGUGACAAAUGUGGAAUUUGUGAUAAGACAGUUUAUGCCCAAGAAAAGAUUGAGGCAGGAGGUGUCCCUUUUCACAAACAGUGUUUCAAAUGUUCUCACUGCAAGAUGUCCCUUAAUUUGCAAAAUUAUGCUCAAGCUGAAAAGAUACUAUACUGCAAGAAUCACUAUCAGUCUGAAGUGGUGGCCAAAAAUUCCCAAAUUGUCUCGUGAUGAGUACCACAAAUAUGAAAAGUCAUACCCUAAAAUAACUUAGAUUAUUUUUUUAGUUUUCACUGUGUGAUAGUUGUGUUGAAUACACAUAUACAAUAGAUUUUACCUGUUCUUAUUAAUUCCAGUAAUUUGAAACUUACAAGAGAAACAUAUAAUAUAUAUAUAUAUAUAUAGAUUACAAUAGUCUAGUCUGUCAAUUCCUAUUGUAAGAAUCACCUUAAGUUACUAAGUAAGAUAACCAGCAUGCCUCUUUGAAUAAUUUUUGUAUGCUCUCUAAAAUAAGAUUGGUUAACAUCCUUUGUAUGUUCUUACAGUACAAAAUUUCAUUUAUAUUUUAUACCUUAAACUUGUAAAAUCUUUUAAAAUGUGAAUCACCAGAAAAUGUUUCUGUAACUCAGUUCAAGAGGUGCUAAUAUAUUUAUGAUUUUUUGAUAUAUUAUACUGUUGUUGACAUUUUUUUAAUAGUUAAUUCUCAUUAUUAUAGCUUUAAAAAAAUAAUUGUUGUAUACAUCUAUCUAACAGAAAUAAGAUCCAUAUUCUAUUGUUUUCUUGUGUACCUUAUGUAAAAAGAAACCUGUGAUGAAAGGAUUUUGCCUUAUUAAAUGAUUGAUUUAGUCUAAAAUAAAAUUGUAAUAUUUCUAUCAAAGUUACACAAACAAUUAUCUGCCUGAAAAUUAGAGUAUGUUUUUUUUCCACUUUAUUUAAGUCCUAAAUUUUGAAAUAUAUAGAUAAUGCAAAAUAUGUUCAUUGAUAUUUAUUAUGACUUUUGUUAUGCAAGCAUCAUUUUUUUGACAUCUUAGCAUGCCAUUUUUAAAAAGUAAAAUAAAAAAUUAAAAU